GUCAAAUUUAGAUUUAGAUUUAGAUUCCCCUCAUUAAUCUGGUUCACGUUGAUGGUGCUUUGCUUAGUCUCCGAGUCUCUGAGUCUCUGCCUAUAUCUACCUGUGUGUUAAACGUUUCCUCUGUGUCAUUCACUCAUUUGGGUUUUCUCUGAACUCAACAAUGGAGAAGAUGGACUCCGAUUUGAAGGAGUUUGAGUCGAAAGAGAGGAGUGUAUGCAAACAACUGGAGACUUUACAGUCUCAAUCUUCGUCUAUGCUUCGGUUUUCUCUGCAGUGGAAGGAAUUACAGGACCGUUUGAAGUCGACACAGGCCCAAAUCCAGACCCAGUUGGAGGAGGUAAAGAGGUGCGAGGCUGAGAAGGUGAGGCUGAUGACGGAGGUGGAGACGAAAGCCAAGGAGGUGCGGAAAGUGGAGGAGUUGAUUGAUCAAGGUAAGACUCAUCUGAAUUAUCUUGAGUCAUUGAUUGAGCAAAAGGGUCAUGAGGUUGGUGAAUGUGGUGAAAAAGAUGAGGAUAGGGAUAGGGAGUUGAGUGUGGCCAUGGUGGAAGAUAGGGUUGAGGAUGGUGGGAAUAUAAUUGAUUUGGUGAUGAAGAGGUUGAAGGAGGCUGGGUUUGAUGAGGUGAGCGAAGUGGAAGUGGCGAAGGGAGUGUUGGAUAAAUAUUGUGGCGAAAUCGAGUCGAAGAUGAGGGAGUUGAGUGUGAUUUUGGGGGAGAUUGAGGAGAAGAGGGAGGAGUUGGGUUUGCAAGAAGAGCAAAUUAGGGUGGUGAAGAGUGCUAUUGAGGGAUGUGAUAAGGAAAUGAAGCAGAAAGAGGAGAAGCUGAAUUUGAUUCAGAAAUCGAUAGAGGAAUGCGCGAAUGUGUUGGAUGAGAAGGGGGAGAUUGUUAGGGAAAUGAGUGAGGAAGUGGAGGAAUUUCGUGUGCGUAGGAAGGAAAUGGAUGAGUUGAAAUGUAAACUUGAGGCGAAAGAGAGUGAGCUGGAGAGAUGGGCAGUGGCCCUUGCAUUGAAAGAGAAACAAGUUAAAUCGAAAAGUAAGGAACUUAGUUUGACUGAAAAGAGGGUCGUGGAAAGCCUCAGUGAGGUUCAGAUGAAAGAAAAGGGUUUUGAUGAGCAGAAAAAACUGAUAGAAGAAGGUAGAAAGCAUUUGGAUGUAGUCUCCAAUAAACUACAAAUGAAAGAGUGGAGACUUCGUAAACAAGGAAAAGACCUUAAAUUGGAAAAACAAGUAUUGGAGUCGAAUAAAAAAUCCACUAAAGAACACAAUAAACAGGGUCCGAAAUCGCAAGAGGAGCCUAACGCCCUCCGUUCUGAAUCUGAAAUAACUUGGGAUGGUAUAGGCUUGCAGAGGUUCAUGAGUGGGCAGUUGCAGAGAAUAGAUUUAAUGGGUAGCAAAAUGUCAGCUGUUCUUCAAGGCUCAUCAGACCCGGCUAAAUUAGUGUUGGCUGCAAUGCAAGGAUUUUACAGGUCAAAUUCAAAUACGGAAAGCAGGGAGAUUGAAUUUGAUUUGGAAAUUACUAGAAGGAGUUGCAUUCUAUUGCUGGAGGAGCUGAAGAGUAUGUCAGCACAAAUCAGUCCUCCAGUGAAAGAAGAAGCCAUGAAGUUGGCCACUGAGUGGAAGUCUAAGAUAGCAGAGACGACUAAUAAUAGAGUAGAGAUAUUGGGGUUUCUGCAGCUUGUUACUACUUAUGAGUUGACCUCUCUUUAUGAUGCAAAGGAACUUCAAAGUCUUUUAGCUUUAAUUGCUCCGCUUAAACAAGCAACUGAAUGCCAGGCCCUUGCUAUCUCUGAUAAGCCAUCUGGAAUCAGUAUGUGUCCUCCUGUGAAAGAUGAGGAACAAGAAUCUUCACUGGCCAGAAAUGCAGUAACUUCUUCGAAUCUUCAACCAAGUGCCAACGUACAUGCAAGGAAUUCUCCAGGGUUCGUAAAUGAUCAAUUGGCUUGGAAACAUUCAAUUCUGAACAAAAUUUUUGUUGCUCUUGAAAAGUCAUCGAAUUUAAACCCAGCAAAAAUUUUGUUGGAUUUGAUGCAAGUAUCCUAUGCUGGAUACUGGACACAAGGAAAUGCUGGUUUUGAAGCAACUGCCAUGAAGAGCUUCAUUUCCCUAUUGGAGACUGUAAGAAGAGCCCAACCGCAUGUUGGAACUCAGUUGAAAGAGGAUGCAGCACAGUUAGCUGUACAAUGGAAAAAGAAACUGACUGAUGCUGAAAAUCCCCUAGAUAUCUUGGGUUUCUUGUUGUUUAUAGCUACAUAUGGGUUAGUUUCUACGUUCAAGACAGAUGAGCUUGCAAAGCUUUUUGGGCUGAUUUCUCGGCAUACACAUGCUUUAGAACUAUGUCAGACAAUUGGUUAUGCACAGAAAUUCCCUGAUUAUAUUCUGGAUCUUGUUCAAAGCAAACAACUAGUUGAGGCUGUCAGAUUAAUUUGCACCUCCAAAUUAACCGACAAAUUCCCCCCAGCACCACUGUUACGUGAAUAUGUGGAGGAUUCAUUGAAUCGUUGCAGUAAAAUUUGCACGACAAAGAUAUCACUUGAUGAAAAGGAUAAGGUUGUAGACGGCCUAAUAGCUGAUCUAAGAUCUGUGAUCCAAUGCAUCAACAAAUACAAUCUCGAGUCUGAAUACCAAUCCGCACAUGUUGAAAUACAAAUAGAUGAGCUGAAAAAACUAAAGGAGAAUUGGAGACUGUCGGCACAAUCUCUUGCCUCCCAGGUUGAACCACAAAAGAGUAAAGGGAAGAAGCGUAGUUGUCCUAGCACUCCUACAUCCAUGUUUCAACCACAACAGCAGCUUGGACAUAAUGGUCAGCUGACAGCCAUAUCAGCUGCUAGACCGCCAUCCUAUCCAUUGCCUACUUGUAUCCCAAGCUAUCCACAGUCACAUUCGUCAUCUGUGCUGAAAACAAAUUUUGGGAUUCCCGGGCAGUUUACUAUGCCUGCCAAGAGCCACCCAAUUGCUGUCAAUAUUGGAGGGCCGUUCAUGCCAACUAUGAAGCGCCCGUGUAUGAUGCAUACCAGAUACCCAGCCUCAGCCCCAGCUCCUGCUCCGGCUCCAGCUCCGGCCCCGGCUCCAACCCCAGUGCCAAUGCACACUGCUAAUUUCCGUGUACCAUGCAAGUUUCCUCACCCUAAUAUGAUGCAGUUUCGGAAGUAGGUAGCCUACUUUGCUGACCACAGUUUGGGAGAACACACACCC
Molecule: messenger RNA, 3187 nt
Organism: Rosa rugosa (rugosa rose)
Lineage: Eukaryota; Viridiplantae; Streptophyta; Magnoliopsida; Rosales; Rosaceae
Product: FRIGIDA-like protein 5
Exons: 4
Coding region: 161-3145 (994 amino acids)
Source: RefSeq, a predicted model, not a curated record